AUGCCUAGCAUGAAAGCCGCAGCAGCCAAGGUAGCUGCGAAGCACCCGGGUUUGUGUGGCGUGUACCACGCCCACAUCAUAGCGGCCGUCAAGACCCAGGACGUGCUAGCACGAUCGGGCUCGACGGCGGCAAACAAAUACCGCAAUCAAGUGAGUUUGCCACUUGAACUUCUCGUACAAGGGGCGGGUGUGGUGUAGCUGUGGGUUGUUGUACAUCGAUGCUGUUGUCUAAGGAGCACGAAUCGAAGGUACUGAAGGUACGUUGCAGCAGUCCUUGCCCCUGUGCUGCAGUGAUACACUGACUUGUACUUGAGGGUAAUAAUAGCUGCCACCUAUCUGUUCAGACUGCUCGAAUUCAAGCACACACCGCAGGCUACUCCUGAUUUUUUUUUUUUUCCUGUUGUCUGUAUCCUUAGGUAUGCAUUGUAAUAUCAUAGUCCGUCCGUCCGUCCUGCUGCCUGUCGACCCGCUGUUUAGAGUACGCGCCUGCUGCGUACGCGCCUGCUGUGUAACACGCGUCGUAGACGAUGUUAUGUAUACUGCUGUACGAUGUUCUGUGUUAUUGGUGUUGUUGGCCCACCUUUUGUCUGUUGUCCUAAACUCCGAAAAUGGUGAAACGGUAGAGCUGUGCGCGUGCGGUGAACAUCGUGAAAAUGCACCCGUCACCACCCUAUCGUAGGAAGCCGAGUUGCAAGACGCGUGUCGCCUUGCAACGCCGAUCAAUAGGCUCACAGCAGUGAAGGCUGAUGGACACGCUCCUCGCUUUAUCGGUCCAUUUGAAUGUGUAGACUACAUGUACAGAGUUCUAAUUCUAUAGCUCCUACGUAUGACGUGUGUACUCCGGUCAUUGCAUGUAAUGCCACAGGCUUGCUAUGGCGUGGCGAUGGCCAUGAAUGCCCGUGGCCAAGGAGUGCAGCUGAAGAGAGCGGAGUGUUUCACGCACGCUUGCCGUGCGUUAUGGCCUGGAAGCGAGGAAUUGGACACCUCUGUGGUUGAGGGGUUCUCGAGUUAGUGGUGGCAGCCGUCCCUCGCAAGACCUAGACUACAUACUCUAAUUUGACAUGUUGGCGUGUGGCUAAAGUACUGUAGUUGGUGUGUUCAACGAAGCGUCUACGGAAUCAAGUGAGUCGCGAAAGUACCACCCACGUUAACCCUUUGGAGUCUACAGGCCUUCUGACAGAUCAUUGAUUGAUCAUUUUUUCCAUAUAUAUUUUUUUGAUAGCGCUGAACAGACGGUCUAGUCGUAUAGGGGAGGAUAGGACAGAAACCCCGAACCACAAGCAAUGGAGUUGUAGAGCACACCAGGGUAGAGCGCGCUCGCCCCACCAACGUACAGAUGCAAUCACAGGGAGCAUCCACCAGGGGUGCGCCGAGAGGUCAUGAGGAGGCCUCCACGCCCCGCGUGGUCUGCCCUGUCUAUCUGGGCGGCGUUGUUGGUAGCGCUUGCGGUAGCGCUGCCGGCAGCGCCAGUUGCCAUUCCUGCUCGUACAUCGGCGUUGGCCGUCUCUCUCCGGCAGCCAUCCACACUUGCUGUGAACGCGGCCACUGAGGACAGCGAGCUUGGCAUGGAGGACAGCGGAUCUGCAAUCGACCCAAGCGUGCCGAGUGAUGAUGAGGAUCUGUGAGUUGGAUAUGGGCGCAUCGCACAAACCGAUAUAUGCUGCGAACUCGCAAUACGCUUUAAGUUAUUGCGAGUUCGCAGCAUAUAUCGGUUUGUGCGAUGCGCCCAUAUCCAACUCACAGAUCCUCAUCAUCACUCGGCACGCUUGGGUCGAUUGCAGAUCCGCUGUCCUCCAUGCCAAGCUCGCUGUCCUCAGUGGCCGCGUUCACAGCAAGUGUGGAUGGCUGCCGGAGAGAGACGGCCAACGCCGAUGUACGAGCAGGAAUGGCAACUGGCGCUGCCGGCAGCGCUACCGCAAGCGCUACCAACAACGCCGCCCAGAUAGACAGGGCAGACCACGCGGGGCGUGGAGGCCUCCUCAUGACCUCUCGGCGCACCCCUGGUGGAUGCUCCCUGUGAUUGCAUCUGUACGUUGGUGGGGCGAGCGCGCUCUACCCUGGUGUGCUCUACAACUCCAUUGCUUGUGGUUCGGGGUUUCUGUCCUAUCCUCCCCUAUACGACUAGACCGUCUGUUCAGCGCUAUCAAAAAAAUAUAUAUGGAAAAAAUGAUCAAUCAAUGAUCUGUCAGAAGGCCUGUAGACUCCAAAGGGUUAACGUGGGUGGUACUUUCGCGACUCACUUGAUUCCGUAGACGCUUCGUUGAACACACCAACUACAGUACUUUAGCCACACGCCAACAUGUCAAAUUAGAGUAUGUAGUCUAGGUCUUGCGAGGGACGGCUGCCACCACUAACUCGAGAACCCCUCAACCACAGAGGUGUCCAAUUCCUCGCUUCCAGGCCAUAACGCACGGCAAGCGUGCGUGAAACACUCCGCUCUCUUCAGCUGCACUCCUUGGCCACGGGCAUUCAUGGCCAUCGCCACGCCAUAGCAAGCCUGUGGCAUUACAUGCAAUGACCGGAGUACACACGUCAUACGUAGGAGCUAUAGAAUUAGAACUCUGUACAUGUAGUCUACACAUUCAAAUGGACCGAUAAAGCGAGGAGCGUGUCCAUCAGCCUUCACUGCUGUGAGCCUAUUGAUCGGCGUUGCAAGGCGACACGCGUCUUGCAACUCGGCUUCCUACGAUAGGGUGGUGACGGGUGCAUUUUCACGAUGUUCACCGCACGCGCACAGCUCUACCGUUUCACCAUUUUCGGAGUUUAGGACAACAGACAAAAGGUGGGCCAACAACACCAAUAACACAGAACAUCGUACAGCAGUAUACAUAACAUCGUCUACGACGCGUGUUACACAGCAGGCGCGUACGCAGCAGGCGCGUACUCUAAACAGCGGGUCGACAGGCAGCAGGACGGACGGACGGACUAUGAUAUUACAAUGCAUACCUAAGGAUACAGACAACAGGAAAAAAAAAAAAAUCAGGAGUAGCCUGCGGUGUGUGCUUGAAUUCGAGCAGUCUGAACAGAUAGGUGGCAGCUAUUAUUACCCUCAAGUACAAGUCAGUGUAUCACUGCAGCACAGGGGCAAGGACUGCUGCAACGUACCUUCAGUACCUUCGAUUCGUGCUCCUUAGACAACAGCAUCGAUGUACAACAACCCACAGCUACACCACACCCGCCCCUUGUACGAGAAGUUCAAGUGGCAAACUCACUUGAUUGCGGUAUUUGUUUGCCGCCGUCGAGCCCGAUCGUGCUAGCACGUCCUGGGUCUUGACGGCCGCUAUGAUGUGGGCGUGGUACACGCCACACAAACCCGGGUGCUUCGCAGCUACCUUGGCUGCUGCGGCUUUCAUGCUAGGCAUGGGCUCGGGAGCAGUGGAAUGAUCGCAUUACUCUGCUCCGACUCCAGCGGCCGCUUCAAAGGCGAACGCACGCGGCACAUGUUGCUGGGCCAUCUUCCUGUGGUGGAUUCGCCGCGAUCAAGGACACCAACUGCUCGUGGCAGGCCUUUGGGUCACCCGCCUUGUUCCCCUCGAUGUCGGGUGUAUGCAAGUCCAUAGCUAGGGGAUGUGCAGGUUAUGUGCUUGUGUUCGUGGGAAAACAGGAGCUGUAGUGAGCCGGCAGGGCUCACAUUUGGAAGGGGACAGAGAAGUUGUUGUUGUUGUUGUUGUUUGUCUUAACAUUAAGCAACGUAAGGUAUCUCAACUGGUAGUGAUUGGUUUUACUAGUAGUUCUGUUGCAGACUCCUUGGGGCUCCGUGGGAUGUUCAUGCGGGCAAAUUUCUAGCGUACAUUCCCCCCCAACAUCGUGCAUUCCGUGACGCUGUACAACAUAUUAUCCCUUGUUUUAGGUAUGGUGCUACCCUGGAUAGUAUGAUUUUCAACACCACCAACGUAGCGAGAGAUGUAAAUCAUGGUAAAUAUAGAUGCAUUUGCAAAGACCACCAAUGGAGUCAGUACACGGUUGUUGCCAAGGAUGGUUCCGAAUGUUUGAUUACCACAGAUAGAUGCCGGAUGUCUUCAGGAUGACAAUGCUGCAGCUGUGCUAAACUUACAAGCUGGUUUUAGAGCAGAAUAUAUGCUGAAGCCUUGAAUGACCUCUCUUUCUUUGAAUCGCUCAUAGACGCCAUAGAAUCUUACAUUGGCGAUUUAUGUCAUGAACUCAAAGUGCCACGCGAUGACAUUGCGGAAUGGGAGGAUAAUUUGUACGACGUGAUAGAACAAAAAGUGACUGACGCGGACAAGAGGGAGGUUGCUAAGCCUC
This is a messenger RNA of Ectocarpus sp. CCAP 1310/34, 4263 nucleotides long. Lineage: Eukaryota; Phaeophyceae; Ectocarpales; Ectocarpaceae. The record is from the annotation of a GenBank genome assembly.